CCGUUGCGCCCGACAAAUGCGAGUCUGCUGCAGAUUGCCGAUCCAGUCUCCAAAUCGAAGAUGUCACAAAUCGUCCUUAAGCCGUACAGCUCGGGCCGCGUUGGCUGGAAAGCAAGCGGCCUCGGCGUCAAGGAGUGGCAGAUUGCCGAGUCGACGGCCCUCUGUCUCAUCACUGAUGGCACGUACACCACUGCUAUGUUCAACGCUAGCUUGGAAGAGCUCAACGCCGAGUCUUUGUUGCACACGACGCGAACCAUGCUGCUAAUGCGAUUGCAGGUCCAGUGGCCGCUCUGCGGCAUCACGUUGGUAUGUUUCGCGGGCGCGGGCCUCAGCAUCCUGCUGCCCAUAAUAUCCUCCUCCAACAUGGACGACGGCCACAGCUUUGCACCCAAGCCGCACGGAACCAUGGUGGUUCCGAUUGUUCUGACUAGUCUUUGGCUCGUUGCAACCUGUUGCUUGCUGGCGCGCGCGCGCAUGCUCAUACUGGCGCUCAAGGACCAGCUCGAUGUCUACAUUGCGCGCAUCAACGCCCGUGACAACUUGUAUGGCGUUCAGUGGUUGUACCGUGAGAUCCGCCACCCAGGCGCGGGCGACAAUGAAUGCUGGACCGAGCACGAAAUCGUUGUCAAGCGGCUCGCGUUCGCGGUUCCCAUCGUCAAAGUGGUCGCGUGA
This is a messenger RNA of Saprolegnia parasitica CBS 223.65, 672 nucleotides long. RefSeq lists its product as hypothetical. The coding region runs from base 61 to 672 and encodes 203 amino acids. The transcript has a single exon. Lineage: Eukaryota; Oomycota; Saprolegniomycetes; Saprolegniales; Saprolegniaceae. The record is from RefSeq and is a predicted model, not a curated record.